UCGUAAACCACACCCUUAACGAGGAUAAUAAAAACGUUGCUGUAGAGGGUGAUAGAGAAUUUUUUUAUCUGCCCGAUGUCGAGGCCAGUAUCGAGAACAGUUACCGUCGCUCGAUACAACAUUGUCACGUUCCAUCGACAACGUGGAGGUGAUUUAGAAGAGUACUCACAAACGACGAUGAUCGUUUGUUAAAUGAUCCUCCUCCUCUUCCUCCACCAGUGGAUUUAUUUUAUUAUUUUCUUUAAAUAAUAAAGAGAUAUCAAUUUACCAAAACCCGUUCUCCGCUCUUGACUGUGAUCAACAUGUCAAAGAUUAACACACUCGAUAUUUCGAUAUUCGCAUACUCGAAGAGUAAGAAUCAGGGGAGGAAGAAACGGAGCGGAUAGGAGAGAAAUAGGAAAAAAAAGAAAAAAAGAAUCCAGCAAGGAUGCGGCCAUCCCUCGAGAUGCGAUGCCUCGCCACGUACACUACGAGGAUACCCGGCACUUGAACGCGACCCUUCUACACCUGAGCCAUCUGAUUCGUCGUAUAUCAACCAUGAAUAGAUUGAACGCUAGCUUCUGGAACAGUUUGAACAUCACGGACGAGGAUAUAGAUUACGUGAACAAGUUCAUGGAUAAUCUAUCGAUUUCGUGCAACGACAAUUGCGAGCAACAGAUCGGUUGCUACUGCAACGGGACCGUUCGGGAUCUGGCGAUCGAGUACAAGAAUUAUCACGGUUACGUUGCGUUGAUGGUGUGCUUGUUCGGUACGUUGGCCAACAUGCUGAACAUAAUCGUGUUAACGAGGAAAGACAUGGUCGCAACUCCCAUAAACCGAAUUCUCACGGGUCUCGCGACCGCCGACAUGCUCGUCAUGCUGGAAUACAUACCGUUCGCUAUUUACAUGUACAUCGUGCUCCCAAAGAGGCAGAUAUUUCCUUACGGGUGGGCGGUGUUCGUCCUCUUCCACAUGCAUUUCACGCAAUUGCUCCACACCAUCAGCAUCGCCAUCACGCUCACCCUCGCUGUUUGGAGGUACAUCGCUAUCAGAUUUCCACAGUACAAUACCUGGUGUACCGCAGCUCGAUGCAAAAUAGCUCUAUGGAGCAGCUUUUUAGCGCCAUUUAUUGCCUGUGCUCCUAGUUAUCUCGUAUUUGGAAUAAGAAAACAAACUGUAAACGAAAAUGGCAUCCUGGAAAUCGCGUACAUAGUCGAUGCCGACUACUCCCAGCACAAGGACUUCUUCUACCAAUUAAAUUUCUGGAUACUAGGGGUGGUCGUAAAACUUUUACCCUGCGUCAUUCUCACCGUUAUUAGCUGCUGGUUGAUAAAAGCUCUUUACAGAGCGAAAGGGAGGAAGCAGGCUUUGAAGAGUUACAACCAAUGCAAAAACAUCGCUGUAAUGGGUAACGGUUUGAUCCCAAAAAGGCCGAGCAAAUCCGAGAGGAGAGCGGAUAGGACGACAAAGAUGCUCGUCGCCGUGUUACUUCUAUUCCUGGUCACGGAGAUACCUCAGGGUAUUCUGGGCCUUCUAUCAGGUGUUCUAGGCGAUUGCUUCUUCCGUAAUUGCUACCAUAAUUUCGGCGAGGUGAUGGACAUCCUCGCCUUGUUAAAUGGCGCCAUCAAUUUCAUCCUCUAUUGCUCCAUGUCCAGGCAAUUCCGUACCACUUUCGGCCAGCUGUUCAAACCGAGGAUCAUGAAGAAAUGGCAACCUGCCACGCAACAAACGGACGUGCAAAGCACUUACGUAUGAUGCAGGCUGAAAGGUCUAGAGACCACGCGUCUUUAGAGAUAUUUAGAGUAGUGUUACAUCUCUCUUCGGUAAUUUUUAAUCUUAUCCUUGGAAAUUGGUAUUAUGGCGUUACGGUAGCGUAUAUUACGUAAUAGAGAAUGAUGGAGAUGGAAAUGUAAAUCUGCAUCAUACACGGUAGAUAAUAGAGUGGAGUAUAAAUUUUUUCCUCGCGUAUAAUGUGAUUCACCUCGAAUGGUGUUCAUAAUAUAGUACAUUUUUAAUAUCUCACCUCUAAGAGGAAGAUCGAAUUGAUUGAUUUGCCGUUUCGAACUCCACCUUGUUGCUUGAUAUUGUCGAAAUCACGUAAUUUUUGCAAAUGCGUAAAGAAGAAUAAUAACGAAAAAUAUCGAAUUAUAUUAAUCUUCUUCGCGUUUCAUUUUAUCGUGUUUCUCAAAUACAAUUAAAUUUAGUAAUUUAUAUAUGUAUAUAAAAACGCACGUAAAAAUACAUGUUUUUUUUUUUAUCAAAAAACGAGAUGUUCUUAAUAGACGUGGAGAGAAAAUAAAAUACGUGAAACAGGAGGUUGGACUUCAAUGGGGCAACGAAUAAUAGAAUUUGUUCUACCAAAAACAAAUGCUGAAAGUUUGAACCCUGCCUUCAGAGAAUUUCACAAUCAAUUGAACUUUCCUUUAAGUUUCGAGCUAUUACUGGGAAUGACAGGUCUGUUAAAAAAGAUAAACUUGAUCUCGUAUUGAACUAAGGGAAACGUAAACUUGAUCCGUGUUCAAGUUUAAUCGAAAAUUCUGUAGCGACAAUAUUGGAAUUAUUAUUUUUCGAUAUUUUUCUUCUUUACUUUUUGUCAAUCAUCAAAAAUAAUACCAUAAUUGUUAAUAUUGUGGAAAACGAUCGCGCGAAUGUUAAUUAUUAAAAUUAAUAUUAAUGAUAUUGAUAUAAUAAUCGUUAAAGAACGAAACGAAAUAGAGAGCAAAUAUGAAAAGUAAAUGCACGACGAGAUUUAUCAACAUUUAUUUCUCUCUUUUGUUUUCGUUUUAUUAUUCGUGUCAAUAAUAUUCGUGUAAUUUAUUAAUACACAGACUAUUGCGUGACGUAUUUUCGUGUAAAUUUAGAUAUCACUGAGAUAUUAUAUAAGCUCAUUUGUAAAACAAAUAUCGGAACGUUUUACGUUUGAGAGCUUCGUUCAAUAAAUUAUACAUCGUGAUAGGAAAGGAAACGAUGUUGCGUUAAUGAUGGACACUCGACAACGAAUGAUCAUUACGACUUGCAUAUAUAUAUAUAUAUAUAUGUAUGCAAGUAAGAUGUACACCGAUGUUCAAAUAUAUUCGCAAGUAAUAUAAUUAUUCGUAAAUAAGUAUAACAAUAAUAUUAAUGUUAAGGCCAUUAUUAUUUAUAUAGCGUUCAAAUGUAUAUGAAAUUUGUAAAUACGUCAUCGAGAAAAGUUGAUAAUUGUUUCUUCUCGUAUGAUUUUUUUUGUAUGAGAAACAGAGGACCGAUGGAUUUUUAGCUAUUGAGCCCGGCUGAAAAUCUA
Messenger RNA from Apis laboriosa (Himalayan honeybee), 3259 nucleotides. RefSeq names its product G-protein coupled receptor dmsr-1. Gene Ontology annotation, molecular function: G protein-coupled peptide receptor activity. Lineage: Eukaryota; Metazoa; Arthropoda; Insecta; Hymenoptera; Apidae. Gene Ontology annotation, cellular component: membrane. The transcript has 4 exons. Gene Ontology annotation, biological process: G protein-coupled receptor signaling pathway. The coding region runs from base 451 to 1734 and encodes 427 amino acids. The record is from RefSeq and is a predicted model, not a curated record.